CGACCUCCAGCUGAAUUCUUUCUAAAGCUCAAUCUCGUACUUCACCUUCAUUGUCUGAAUCAAAGUUAUUAUUAUCCCAUUUAUUAUUGUCGCUCAGCGCACGUGUCACCUUCCUUCAUCUCGGCCGUCCCUUAUCCAAGCCUUUGCGGGCGGAACAAUUGCCCGCAAACCGGAGAUGGUCACACCACCCAUGAUUCCGAAGUAUUAGCCUCUUUUCGAGGCACGUCUGGUCAUUAUCAUCCUCUGUUGUGGUCCAUCAUCCUCUGAGCUGCUUACUGGGACAGACUGCUAAGGUCAACUUGGCAAGUCCGCUGUGUCUCGUGUGCUCAAGGCUCGAUACCCAACUAGGACAUCGACUUCAAGUCCUACCUUCUAAUCGCUUCCAUGCUCUCGGUCUUGGUUUUUCUUUCGAUUAUCCGACUAGCCAGCGCCAUCGCUUGGGGCGUUAUUCUCGACCCUACUGCGACGAAGAACAAUAAUUGGGUUUUAGUGCAGUUCACGUACUUUCAUCUCCAUCUAAUCAUUCUGGGCUUGCUGACGAACAAGACAGGGUAACCGUCCCUCCCCCUCCCCCUCCCCCUCCCCCUCCCCCAGCAACCGUGACAACCGGACCUUGGUUCUUCUGGGCCGGUCUGCAGCCCGGGCUCCAGUGUGGAGCCCUGGGUGUCAUACAGCCUGUGUUGGAGUGGAGUGAGUACUCAAAUUGUGCGAUGAAUGACAAUCCGGGGUUUGCGGAGGCUUGGCAGCUAGUACAAUGGACGGUGCCGUCGGUGAACCAUAACGAUAACCAAUCAGCUGUGUCGUGCGGGAUCUGGGUUGCGCAAGGUGACCAGAUCGCCAAUACGAUCUCUUUCACAAAUGGACAGUGGAGACAGACCAGUACAGUGGUGGCUGGCAGAGCGAAAGGGGCAAGUGUGAGCCAGACGGUGCAGGCGAGCAGCUUUUUCUGCUCUGCGGGGAAUGCGGCGUUUACGGCGAACUUCUUCAUCUUGGAAUCCGAACUAUACGGCGACAAUAUUUCCGCUUGGUCGUUCCCGGUGCAGUUCACGAACGUGAGCAUCACCGCCCAGACCUCGACGGGAGUGUCUGCGUUAUGUGGCUCGCAGAAGACGUUCUCUGAUGGAAAUGGGAAUGCGACGCUAGCGGGCUACUCGGUAUCGAGCGAUGGGCGAACAUGCAAAUGGACGAAUGUGACGUUGUUGCCUCCCUGAAUUGUGGUGCCGUUUUUUGAUGGACUUGAUUCGACUUGCGCUUCUUUUUCAAAUUUGCAAGGGAGGGACUCUGGUAUAUCAAGGACUAGUUUCAAUCUCUUCUAGAAUGCAAUACUGGACUGUUGUU
Messenger RNA from Dacryopinax primogenitus, 1338 nucleotides. RefSeq lists its product as uncharacterized. The record is from RefSeq and is a predicted model, not a curated record. Bases 711 to 1211 code for a protein of 166 amino acids. The transcript is spliced from 4 exons. Lineage: Eukaryota; Fungi; Basidiomycota; Dacrymycetes; Dacrymycetales; Dacrymycetaceae.